Messenger RNA from Trypanosoma conorhini, 3570 nucleotides. RefSeq names its product putative myosin heavy chain. Bases 1 to 3570 code for a protein of 1189 amino acids. The record is from RefSeq and is a predicted model, not a curated record. Gene Ontology annotation, cellular component: vesicle; actin cytoskeleton; myosin complex. Gene Ontology annotation, molecular function: ATP binding; actin filament binding; microfilament motor activity. NCBI's taxonomy places the organism in Eukaryota, Euglenozoa, Kinetoplastea, Trypanosomatida, Trypanosomatidae. The transcript has a single exon. Gene Ontology annotation, biological process: vesicle transport along actin filament; actin filament organization.
AUGAACAUAUUAAAAACCGGAGAUAAUGUGUUUUUUCGUCAUCCAGAACACUCCUGGCUGUGUGGCGUUAUCGAAAGUAUCGCAGAAGGCGGAAUCGUUUGUGCCACAAAGGAUCCGUUGAGAAAGGAAGUCAUUCAAAACGAAUUGAUUACAGUAAGAAAUCCGGAAGACGUAGAGCCGCUUCAUGGAGAUUCCCUUAAUGACGCACCAGACGACUUACUUAAGCUUACCGUUCUUCACGAAGCACCUCUACUCAGGUGCCUCUACAUGCGCUACAUGAAUGAUGUGGUCUAUACUAAUAUCGGUGCAAUAGUGGUGGCCUUAAAUCCGUUUACUUUUGCUAUUCCAUGGUAUCAGGAUAGUCAACUUUAUAAAUAUUUGCAUGCAGGGCGUAAUCUGAAUAGUUCCAAUAUGCCCUCAAACUUGAUGCCACAUGCGUGGACUCAAGCACACGUCACGUACUAUGACAUGGUGGAUAGCAAUGAAAACCAAUGUAUUGUCGUUUCUGGUGAAUCUGGGGCUGGGAAAACGGAGGCAACAAAGAUCGUCUUAAAGUACUUGGGUAUCGUGUCAUCACUGAGUGGGACAAAAAAAGAACAAGAAGCUGCGUUAUACGUAGGAAGAAGGUUGGUUGCUUGUUCACCUAUUUUGGAGUGCUUUGGAAAUGCAAAAACGGUGAGAAACGACAAUAGCUCUCGAUUUGGUAAAUUUAUGAGGGUAAAGUUCAACGGCAAACAUCUUAUUGCUGGAGCUGAAACAAUCAAGUACCUUCUUGAAAAAAGUCGGAUCGUGUCUGCUGCUCAAGGCGAGCGAGUAUAUCAUUCAUUUUAUCUCUUAGCUCGCGCGCAGGCUAGCAUGGCGCGUGUUCUUGGUCUCGGGUAUGAGAAGGAAUAUGCUUCACUUUCUUCAGGGGGCACAAUGAACAACUCUAAGUACAACACUGAAAAUGACUUUAACGAUGUCUGUGAGGCUAUGCGUUUGAUUGGGAUGACAGAAGUUGAACUUACAUCUGUCUGGCGUGUUACAGCGGCUGUCAUGACAUUGCUUAAUAUUCGCUUUCUUCCAGAAGGUGAUGGCUGUUCUAUUGAUUCAAAAACAAUGAAAUAUCUUAGGAAGGCUAUUCAACUGCUCGAUAUAAAUGAAGAUGGUUUGGUUCAUGAGUUUCUCACUAGCACUCGUGUUCUUCCUGACAAUGAAUUUGCCUUAAAGGCAAAUGACGUUGCGGCAGCCGUCGAUAUUCGUGAUGCUAUGUGUAAACAUUUGUAUGAUGGUUUAUUUGGUUGGAUUGUGGAUCGAUGCAAUGACUUGUGUAAUGUGGAGAACGAUUGUAAUUGGAUUGGGUUGCUGGAUAUUUUUGGAUUUGAGAACUUUAAGGUCAACUCCUUUGAACAACUUUGCAUCAAUCUGACGAAUGAGCACCUUCAGUACCACUAUAACUUGCAUAUAUUUAAGCGUGAUAUGGAUGAGUGUAGAAUGGAAGGAGUUGAUGUGACGAGGAUUAAGUUUUCCGACAACGCCGGCUGCUUAAGGAUGCUUACUGCACAGGGUGGUGUCUUUCCCAUUCUAGAUGAAUAUUGUUGGCUUGGUGGUGGAACAGAGCUUGGAUUUUUGGAAAAAGUGGUGCAUACGCAUGAAGCAAACACAUUUUUCAAAAAACAACUUGUCUCUGGCGAAACUUUUUGUGUGCGUCACUAUGCGGCGGAGGUCACGUAUAAUGUCAUGGGUUGGAUUGAGAAAAAUCGGGACAAUCUCAAAGACUCCAUCAAGUCGCUUGUACGAGGUAGUGGAAAUAGUGUCAUUGCGCGCUGCCUUCCAGCGCCCAUUCCCUUAUCGGAGCGAAAAAAAGGAGGAAGUAGUUUUACAGUGAGUGGAUUCUUCCGUACUCAGUUGACGGCGCUUAUGGACUUGAUUAGCAGCAGCAAUCCCCACUGGAUUCGCUGCAUUAAGCCCCAUCCUGGUAAAAAACCCAGAAUGUUUCACGGUAGAGAAGUCAUGAAUCAAUUGGAGUCCAGUGGUGUUCUUGGCACCGUGAAGAUUCGAAAAGCCGGAUACCCAGUACGUGUUCCGCGGGAUUUCUUCUGUCGAAAAUAUCGAAUGUGCACCUCCGUAGGUGCAACAGACGAAAAGGUAUUUAUACAAAAUGUACUUCACCUGGCGUGUAUACACACGCCUGCCCAGGCUCAAAUAGGCAAAGGCAAGGUAUUUCUGACCGCAGAGGCUUUUAACCUACUGGAAAAGGUGAGGGACCAACAUUUGCUCAGUACAGCAUUGAUUCUUCAGCGGGUCGCCCGCGGAUGCCUCGCGCGAGCUACAGUUUAUAACUUGUUUGCCGUGUUUCCCAAGGCUGAACUCACCCGGCAAAAGUUGGAGAGUGUCACGAGAGACUUACAUGGGAAGGAGGCACACCUUCGACGUUUAUGCGAGAUUCAGGAAGACGAAGCGUGGAACGCAUUAAAAAAACUAGAAGGCAAAGGACGACUUUACCAAGAGGCGAUCGAAGCUGCAAAACGGGAUCGUCGUCGUCUAGAAGAAAAGGAGCGUCGAAAAGUCAAGGAGGAGGAACAUCGACGACUUGAAGAGGCGAGGUGUUUGAGAGAAAUGCGCCACAGAGCUGCUGUUUGUAUUCAACGCUACGUCAGAGGAGCUCUUCUGCGCAUUCGCUUGUAUCGAGAACUCUUGGAGAAGUGGCGUGCGGCUUUGGAAUCGGGGAGUGAGCUGGCGUGUGAGACAGAGCGAGCCGAAGUACGGGCCCUUGACAGCGAGCGUGCUGUCGAUGAAAAGUCUUGGGUGCAGUGGCUUAACACCAUGGACUACCUUAGGCGCAAGAAACAACAGGACGAACUAAGGUUGCUUGAGAAGACGUCACAGAAGACGCGUAUUCGGAUUCGUGAAUUAUUGCGCAGGGAGGAUCAAAUGCGGCUAAGGCUUGAGGUUGACGAAAGUGACUCACGUUUUGCGUUGCUUUCGCACCAUCAAAACCUUAUUGCUCAUUACCUGAAGGCGGAAGAUGAGCGACGGCGACGGGCGAAUAAGUUGAAAACAAAAAGCACGGGGACAUUUCGGCCACAGCCCAAGGGAAUACAAGCCAGGGCUGAGAGAAGUGCGGCCUCUGACGCACGCAUUCAAAAAGCACUUGCCGAGUAUGCGCUUUCUCGGGCUCGUUCAGACGGUGAAAAAGAAGCGCGUCAAAACACUGGUGCCGCACCAGAUUGUCUUUCACCAAAGGCUUCUACGGAAAGUCGUAUUUUUAGGCAGUUGCAGAAAAAGUGGCUCCGACAGCAGGAAUGGAUAAAUCUCAGAGAUGUGGGUCAAACAGCAGAGAAUCAUUCCAGGUUGUCCAUGGUGCCAAAUUCAGACGACAGUGGGCUUAGUGGCCCGUAUCGAACGAUUGAGGCUUCAUUGCAUUCCUUGUCACCAUCGAGGCACGGAUCUUCCAAUUCUACGCGGAUUUCGAUGAGUAGGCUAGAUGGCAGGAGUAAAGCGGAGCCUUCUCAAUUCUUGUAUGAAACCGAAUGUGGAAGGAAUAGCAAAAGCAAUUCUAUUGAUUGGGAUAACGUGUUUGGAGCCUAG